GCGUUUGAGAGCGUUUACAAAGAAAGGCUUUAUUUUUUCUGUGGUCAUAGUCAGAGCUUUCCUUAGACUUUGAAAAUGAAGACAGCUGUUGAAAGCAAUUACGCCACCGUCUUUAGUGUAAAGACAUCAAAGCGACGCGUAUGUGACUUAGUCAAUUUCUAACUGGAGACCAAAAGUCAGAGAGGACUGAGGAAAUUCAAAUCUAUACGAUGAUGAUUAUCAAUGAUGAAGAAAGUAGAGUGUCUCACAAUUUGGUUAUCGAAAUCUUAAGGUUUCCAUCUUCAAAAGCAUCUACGUAUGGCUCUUUCUUAUCGCAAUUGGUUGUACGACGUGUUCCCGAGCUUCAGCGGAGAAGACGUACGUGUAACUUUCCUCAGCCACUUUCUGAAGGAGCUUGAUCGGAAAUUGAUUAGUGUAUUCAAAGACAACGAUAUCCAGAGAAGUCAAUCGCUCGAUCCCGAGCUUAAACUGGCGAUUAGGGAUUCGAGGAUUGCAAUCGUCGUCUUCUCCAAAAACUACGCUGCUUCUAGCUGGUGCCUUGACGAGUUGCUGGAGAUUGUGAAAUGUAAAGAAGAGUUUGGUCAAAUUGUAAUUCCCGUUUUCUACGGUUUGGAUCCUUGUCAUGUUAGGAAACAGAGUGGCGAAUUCGGAAUUGUGUUUGAAAACACUUGCCAGACCAAAACAGAUGAUGAGAUACAAAAAUGGCGGAGAGCAUUGACUGAUGUAGCUAACAUCCUCGGGUUUCAUUCUUCCAACUGGGAUAAUGAAGCAACCAUGGUUGAAGAUAUAGCCAAUGAUGUUUUGGCUAAACUGAAUUUAACUACAACAUCUAAUGACUUUGAGGGUUUUGUUGGCAUCGAAGGUCAUAUCGCAAAGAUUAGUUUAAUGUUGUGCUUGGAAUGUAAACAAGUGAGGAUGUUUGGGAUUUGGGGACCUUCUGGUAUUGGAAAGACUACCAUUGCUAGAGCUCUGUUUAGUCGAAUCUCUCGUCAUUUCCAAGGUAGCGUUUUCUUAGACAGAGCUUUCGUGUCUAAGAGUAUGGAAAUUUAUAGUGGAGGCAACGUGGACAACUACAACGCCAAGCUGCAUUUGCAAGGAAAGUUUUUGUCUGAAAUUUUAAGAGCAAAAGACAUAAAGAUAUCUAAUUUAGGUGUUGUGGGAGAGAGGCUAAAGCAUAUGAAAGUUUUAAUCUUUAUUGAUGAUUUGGAUGAUCAAGUGGUGUUAGAUGCUUUGGCGAGUAAACCUCAUUGGUUUGGUUGUGGGAGCAGAAUCAUUGUUAUUACAAAAGAUAAGCAAUUUUUUAGGGCUCAUGGGAUUGGUCUUUUUUACGAAGUGGGUCUCCCAUCUGAUAAACUAGCUCUAGAGAUGUUCUCUCAGUCUGCUUUCAGGCAAAACUCUCCACCUCCUGGUUUCACAGAGCUUGCUUCUGAAGUUUCAAAACGUUCUGGUAAUCUUCCUUUGGCUCUUAAUGUUUUGGGUUCGCAUCUUCGAGGGAGGGACAAAGAAGAUUGGAUUGAUAUGUUGCCAAGGCUUCGAAAAGGUUUGGAUGGGAAGAUUGAGAAAAUAUUAAGAGUUGGCUACGAUGAGUUAAGUAAUAAAGAUGAUAAAGCUAUAUUUCGUCUCAUCGCAUGUCUCUUCAAUGGUGCGGAAAUCAGUUACAUCAAGCUGCUACUUGCAGAUAGUAACUUGGGUGUUACCAUUGGGCUUAAAAACCUAGUUGAUAAGUCCCUCAUACGUAUUGGGUGUGACACUGUGGAGAUGCACAGCAUGUUACAAGAAAUGGGUAGAGAAAUUGUUCGGGAACAGUCCAUUUACGAGCCUGGAGAACGGGAAUUUCUGGUGGAUUCGACGGAUAUUUUGGAUGUACUUAAUGAUAACACUGGUACGAAAAAGGUUUUAGGUAUAUCAUUUGAUAUGUCUGAGAUUGAGGAGUUGCACAUACAUAAGAGAGCCUUCAAAAGGAUGCCUAAUCUCAGGUUCUUAAGAUUUUACAAGAAAUUAGGGAAGCAGAGUAAAGAAGCCAGAUUGCACCUACAAGAAGGCUUUGACAAGUUUUUCCCCCCUAAACUCAAAUUACUGAGUUGGGAUGACUACCCGAUGAGGCGUAUGCCUUCUAACUUUCAUGCUGGAUAUCUCGUUGUACUGAGAAUGCAACACAGCAAGCUCGAAAAGUUAUGGCAAGGAGUUCAGCCGCUUACAUGCCUCAGGGAGAUGCAGUUGUGGGGAUCAAAAAAACUGAAAGAAAUCCCAGAUCUCUCGUUGGCCACCAAUCUUGAAACACUUUAUCUCAACGAUUGCUCGAGUUUAGUGGAGCUUCCUUCCUCUAUCAAGAAUCUGAAUAAACUGUGGGACUUGGGUAUGAAAGGAUGUGAAAAGCUGGAGCUUCUUCCAACCGACAUCAACCUCAAAUCUCUCUAUCGCCUUGAUCUUGGUAGAUGCUCACGGUUGAAGAGUUUUCCUGAUAUCUCAAGUAACAUUUCAGAGCUCUAUCUGAAUCGAACAGCGAUUGAAGAAGUUCCUUGGUGGAUCCAGAAAUUCUCCAGGCUUAAACGUUUACGUAUGAGGGAAUGCAAAAAGCUCAAAUGUAUAUCUCCAAACAUCUCCAAACUGAAACAUCUUGAGAUGCUCGACUUUUCAAACUGCAUAGCAACUACAGAAGAAGAAGCUCUUGUUCAACAACAAUCAGUUUUGAAGUAUCUCAUAUUUCCAGGAGGACAAGUGCCUUUGUAUUUCACUUACCAAGCUACUGGAAGCUCUUUGGCCAUCCCUUUGUCAUUACAUCAGAGCUCUCUCUCUCAACAAUUAUUGGGAUUUAGGGCUUGCGUCGUGCUUGAUGCUGAAUCUAUGUCCUCCGAGUUAUACGUAAUUGAUAUCAAGGUAUGUUGUCGCUUGAGUGGUAAACGCAGCAACCUCUUUGAUUCCGCUGACUGUCGGGAUGCCUUCUUUACACCUCAGAUGGAUAGUCAUUUGGUUAUAUUUGAUUGUUGUUUCCCUCUAAACCAAGAUAACGUUCGUCUAGCUGAACUGAACAAUGAUAAGGUGGUCACAGAGUUUCAUUUCACUAGUAUUUCUCGCUGCAAAAUAACAGGAGUCGGUGUACGCUUCCUCAGGGACUGUUCAUUACCAGAGAACCAUCAUAAUGAUCCAAAUAUUCUUGCACCUAAUUGUGGAUGCCCUGAGACUGAACACUCUGAUGAGUAUGGAGAAUUCGGUGUAGAGACGAAAAGAAGUAGGAAGCGAAAGCGGGUAAGCAUUAGGCAUAACAUGUACACAAUACUAGAUAUGUGUCCCAGUUCUGUUUCAGGAUCAACCACUUACUAUUUUGUAUAAUAAAGAUCACUGCAUUUUGUUUUAUUUUUCAGAUAACCUUAAGGACCGCUCAAGAAACUAUUGACUUGCCCUACCUUCAGAUCCGGGAAGAACAGAGGAUGUCACUUUGAAUCUUUGAUUCGAGAAGCUUUCAUGGCGCGAAAUGAGUGGUUUCACCGGUUCUAAUGGAACAGCAAGAGACAAAGAAGACAUGCAGAGAGUCGUCGCAUAGUUGUGUUAUUAGAUGUCUUUGUUUUAGACAAACAAAUGACUUUUCACUUUUCAGACUUCAGAGGAAUAAGAGUCAAUGCCAUUGAUAAGAGGAAGCGAGUUUCUUGAUAACACUUGUUGUCGUCUCUUUCUUCAUCUUUCUCAUAGCCCAAAUAUGUAAUGACGUUGUCAAUUAAAGGCAUAAAAGUCAAGCCAAAUCAAAUUGCAUUGAAAUUCAUUUCAAGCUGCAGAGGUUAAGCUGAAUCAAAUCCGAAUUUAGUGCAAUCAA
Molecule: messenger RNA, 3808 nt
Organism: Arabidopsis thaliana (thale cress)
Lineage: Eukaryota; Viridiplantae; Streptophyta; Magnoliopsida; Brassicales; Brassicaceae
Product: Disease resistance protein (TIR-NBS-LRR class) family
Exons: 4
Coding region: 298-3330 (1010 amino acids)
Biological process (GO): response to stress; defense response; signal transduction
Molecular function (GO): ADP binding; NAD+ nucleosidase activity, cyclic ADP-ribose generating
Source: RefSeq, marked reviewed